AGACGCGUCUUUUUUUGAGAAAAAUGGAAGAAAACUAUACUUUCUUCAAUGAAGAAUGUGAAGAACUUAUAGAAGAAAUUAUUAGUUCUACAUCAUCAAAAAGAAAAUUUAUUGGAUGUACUAAUUGGAAAAUGGGAGAAUUAGAUCAUAGAUAUAUGAUUAUACCAGAUAAUAUUGAUUUGGAAUUUUUGAAAACUAUGUUUAAUGAAUAUUCUUAUCAUGCUAAUGGUAUUGAUUUUGAAAGAGAUGAAUCAAAUGUAAUUGAUGAAUGUUUUAUG
Dentiscutata erythropus is the source of this 278-nucleotide messenger RNA. NCBI's taxonomy places the organism in Eukaryota, Fungi, Glomeromycota, Glomeromycetes, Diversisporales, Gigasporaceae. The record is from the annotation of a GenBank genome assembly.